AUGCAGCAAAAUACCGGAAAAUAUCCAUAUAAACUCGCCCCUGACAAACCCGACCCGCCAGAGCCGCUUAGCUAUUCCCAUUAUCCAGUCGCUGGAUUGCAGCAUCCGGCAAUGAGCGAGGAUAUUGCCCCACCAAAUGUGAUGGAUCAAGAAAGUAUUCAUAGUCGAAUGGCGACGAGCACUACCCAUGACUUUGAGACGCUCAGUCAGACUCCCUGGUCCAACAACUGGCGGCCCUUCUUGGUGGGACAAUUCCCGUCGCAAGAAUAUAUCCAAUCGACCAACCAAGAGCCUCCAUGGGCUCAGUCUUACCAACCAACUGCGGCUGACGCUUUUCCAAACCUCGGAAUAUACGGAGUCGCUGCAUCCCCCGAACAAUUCCAGGGUAUACUGGGUGUUUCAACAUAUGGAGCAGGUUUUCCAGGCCAUAAUACGGCAGUUGUCCCAGUCCAGAGUUCAUCCAGUGACUACCAGAACUAUUUUAACGACCAGGAAACAGCAUCUUUGUCGAGCGGUUUAUCUUCACCAAUCGUUCAAGAUGACAACAGGGCUAUAAACAUAAAGCGCUCCCAUAAGCGUCAGGAGGCCACGCCUCCCGAACAGGUGGAACUACAAUUUCCCUCUCUUAUGGAAUACUAUGGGAAAACUGGGAAACCUGUUCCAACCAAGCUCUUAAACGUCACAAGAAAUAAUAUGGGUCGCAACAAGACAAGAUGCAAAUUUGAAGGCUGCGGCCACGAGAGCACCCGCUCUGCAGGAAUCUAUCAUGCAUUGCAUCAUAUUGAUGCUCGCCCACAUGUCUGUGAUAAGUGGUGA
This is a messenger RNA of Serendipita indica DSM 11827, 816 nucleotides long. Lineage: Eukaryota; Fungi; Basidiomycota; Agaricomycetes; Sebacinales; Serendipitaceae. The record is from the annotation of a GenBank genome assembly.